UUUUGAAAGUGGUCCCAAGUUACAGGCAGCUGUGUUCAUUCAGAUGUUCGGCGGAGGAGAGAAGGUGAGAAAGAAGCCAUGUCAGCCAGAGCAGACUGAGAAACCUCAAGGGAAAGAGGAGUUACUGAUGAAAAAGAAAGAAUACCUGAAGAAAAAGAUUGACCAGGAACUUCUGUUAGCCAAGAGGAACAGUAGAAAAAACAGAAGAGUGGCUCUGCAGGCGCUGAGAAGAAAGAAGUGGUACGAGAAACACCUAAAGUACAUUGACUGUGCUGUUACAGCCAUGAUGUCCCUCCAUGAACACAUAGAUAUCGUCAAUAAGGUGAACGACCUGAUCAGAGACGGUACAGAGGAGCAGGACGUGACUGGAGAUAUGUCAAACACUGUCUACACAUCUUUGAGCUCUGGAGUGGAGUUUGAUGAGGACGAGUUGCUGGCAGAGCUUGAGAGGCUGGAGAAGAAUCUGGAUGAGAGCUUCUUUGAGAAGGAUGGAGUAGACGAGAAAGUCUCAUGUCCCAAAGUGUUGUCCACUGCAUCACUGUCUCAGCCAGCCAAGACUGAGGAGGAUGAGGAUGAGGUUGAGGCUGAUUUAGAGUAUCUGCGGCGCUGGGCAAACAGUCUCUCUUAAACUGGCAUUUAAAAGAGAAAAGGAAAGUGCAGGCUGGAAUAAACAGGCAGUAAUUCCA
Molecule: messenger RNA, 686 nt
Organism: Lates calcarifer (barramundi perch)
Lineage: Eukaryota; Metazoa; Chordata; Actinopteri; Centropomidae
Product: charged multivesicular body protein 4c
Exons: 6
Coding region: 44-628 (194 amino acids)
Biological process (GO): vesicle budding from membrane; late endosome to vacuole transport via multivesicular body sorting pathway
Cellular component (GO): multivesicular body; ESCRT III complex; cytoplasmic side of plasma membrane
Source: RefSeq, a predicted model, not a curated record